This is a messenger RNA of Trifolium pratense (red clover), 1707 nucleotides long. RefSeq names its product glycine-rich cell wall structural protein-like. The record is from RefSeq and is a predicted model, not a curated record. The transcript has a single exon. NCBI's taxonomy places the organism in Eukaryota, Viridiplantae, Streptophyta, Magnoliopsida, Fabales, Fabaceae. The coding region runs from base 196 to 1530 and encodes 444 amino acids.
ACUAUUAGCUAGAAAGCAUCAACAUCUAAAUGAAAGGAUUAUCAAAAAACAAAAACAUCACAAUGAAAGAUCUCUCAACUACACGUACUAUGAUUUUCCACUAUAAAUAGACCCUCCUUGCUAGCAUUCCAACAAAGCACUAAACUAAAGCAUACAUAUCCCUAGCUUUAUUUUUUUCUUUCACAUUGUCGAAAGAUGGCCAAAUUUCAUAAACAUGUAAUACUAAGUGUCUUUUUAGUGUUGAUGAUAGGAAUAGCUGAGUGCCGCAAACUCAAAAAAGAAGAAUCCCUAGAAGGCAUUGGAGGUGGAGGAGGUUUUGGAAAAAGACGUGGUGGUGGUAAAGGUGGAGGAAAUGGAGGGGGUAAUGGUGGAGGCCAUGGAGGAGGUGGAGGUGGAUCCGGUGGAAAAUUUGGAGAAAGUGGUGUUGGCGGUGGUGGCCACGGAGUCGGAGGUGGUGCUGGAGGUGGUGGCAGUGUAGGAGGAGGAGUUGGUGCUGGUGGAGCCCAUGGAGUCGGUGGUGGUGCUGGAGGUGGUGGCGGUGUAGGAGUUGGAGGGGGUGCUGAUGGUGGAGUCGGAGGUGGAGUUGGUGGAGGCCACGGGGUUGGUGGUGGUACUGGUGGAGGCCAUGGAGUUGGUGGAGGAGUUGGAGGUGGUGCUGGUGGAGGCCACAAAGUCGGUGGUGGCGGUGUAGGAGUUGGAGGUGGUGCUGAUGGUGGCGUUGGUGGAGGCCACGGGGUGGGUGGUGGUGCUGGUGGAGGCCAUGGAUUCGGAGGCGGUGUAGGAGGAGGAGUUGGAGGUGGUGUUGGUGGUGGAGCUGGAGGUGGAGUUGGUGGAGGCCACGGAGUCGGUGGUGGUGCUGGAGGCGGAGUCGGUGGUGGAGAUGGUGUUGGAGGUGGUGCUGGUGGUGGAGUUGGUGGAGGUCACGGGGUCGGUGUUGGUGCUGAUGGAGGCCAUGGAGUCGGAGGCGGUGUAGGAGGAGGAGUUGGAGGUGGUAUUGGUGGUGGAGCCGGAGGUGGAGUUGGUGGAGGCCACGGAGGCGGAGUCGGUGGUGGAGAUGGUGUUGGAGGUGGUGCUGGUGGUGGAGUUGGUGGAGGCCACGGGGUCGGUGUUGGUGCUGGUGGAGGCCAUGGAGUCGGAGGCGGUGUAGGAGGAGGAGUUGGAGGUGGUAUUGGUGGUGGAGCCGGAGGUGGAGUUGGUGGAGGCCACGGAGUCAGUGGUGGUGCUGGAGGCGGAGUCAGUGGUGGCGCUGGUGUUGGAGGUGGAGUUGGUGGAGGCCACGGGGUCGGUGGUGGUGCUGGUGGAGGCCAUGGAGUCGGAGGUGGUGUAGGAGGAGGAGUUGGAGUUGGUGUUGGUGUCGGUGGUGGAGCCGGAGGUGGCGUUGGUGGAGGCCACGGAGUCAGUGGUGGUGGAGGUUUUGGAGGAGGAGUUGGUGGAGGCCAUGGAGGUGGUGGAGCCGGUGGUGGUGUAGGAGGAGGAUUUGGUGGUGGAAUUGGAGGAGGAGUUGGAGGUGGUGCUGGUGGAAGAGACUAAAUAAUUUAAAAUCCAUAAUAAGAAAAUCUUAUGUUGCCAUAUUAUUCAUGGAUGUAGCAUGCAAAUAUGGUUUAAAUAAUAUUAAUUAAAUAAAAUUUCAAGUUUUAUGAUGCUCAUCAAUGCAUGUACGUAUAGUCAAAUUAAUAUGAUCAGUGAAAUAAGUCUUAGUUUUAUUAA